Molecule: messenger RNA, 777 nt
Organism: Lodderomyces elongisporus
Lineage: Eukaryota; Fungi; Ascomycota; Pichiomycetes; Serinales; Debaryomycetaceae
Gene: EFM4
Exons: 2
Coding region: 1-777 (258 amino acids)
Cellular component (GO): cytoplasm
Molecular function (GO): protein-lysine N-methyltransferase activity
Source: RefSeq, a predicted model, not a curated record
AUGGCCGACCAAAUUCAACUCAACUCAUCUAAACUAGGUACCCAAGAAUAUUGGAAUGAGUUUUACAAAAAAGAACAACAGAAUUUCAAAGAUAACGAAGAAGACACUGGUGAGUGUUGGUUUGACGAUUCGGAUGCAGAGGCAAAGAUGAUUGAAUUCAUUAUCAAACAUAUCAACGAAGAGAGCCUACCUGAUGCUUCUUUGAGUCCCAAAUCAGAACUUUCGUUUCUCGAUAUUGGCACCGGUAAUGGACAUUUACUUUUCCAACUACACGAAGACCUUCAGGAAGAGCUUGAACAGCCAGAGAAACAGCUGUUUAAAUUUCACGGGAUUGAUUAUUCACCCGAUUCAAUUACCUUUGCCAAAGAUAUAGCAGCAACAAAGUAUAAGGAGAAUCGAAAUUUCGCUUUUGAUCAAGUUGAUUUGCUUUCUCCAACGGAACUGUUUCUAGAAUCGCAAAAAUUUGACAUUCUUUUGGAUAAGGGAACACUAGACGCCAUUGCAUUAAAUCAGGAUCCACUUGUCGAGUUCAACAACAAAAGAGGAAUGUGCGUAUAUGCUCAGCAAGUUGUGAAAAUGAUGAAAACCGAUUCUGUGCUUCUUAUUACUUCAUGCAAUUUUACGGAACAAGAAUUGGUCACUUUAGUUACGCAGGAUACAGACUUAAAAGUUUGGGACAAGAUCAAGUAUCCAAAUUUCUCAUUUGGAGGGGUUGAUGGAUCCACAGUGGUCAGUAUAGCAUUUACAAAAACAAAAACAAAAACAGAAACAGAUUAG